Brugia pahangi is the source of this 1203-nucleotide messenger RNA. NCBI's taxonomy places the organism in Eukaryota, Metazoa, Nematoda, Chromadorea, Rhabditida, Onchocercidae. The record is from the annotation of a GenBank genome assembly.
AUGCGUAAUUCGGAUUGGAAUAGUCGUAAUUCACAAACACGUCGUCAUCAUCAUCAUCAUCAUCAUCACAAUCAAACAACAUCUUUAUCGCCAUCAUCAAAUGGUCAUGCGACUUCACUAUUAUCAACUAAACAUCAGUGCAGCAAACCGGGCUGGGCAUAUGAUGUUGAACCAUGUGGCACGAGGUGUUCAAGAAGUGAUGAAGAUGCUGGUAUCACUAAUUUGCAUAUGAAGGGCAAAACAUCACUUGCAGCAACCAAAAUACCAAUUAGUAUUCGACGGAAUGACUUAGAUUAUACAGCUGGAAGUUCAAGUAUUACAUCCAGUACAACAAUUAGUGAAAAUUUACAUCAAAAACUAAUUGGUGUACCGUUCAUCACUACUACAAGUGAUUUAACAUCAGAUGGAUCCAGUGUCGCAGAUUUGAAGCAAUCUAUUAACGCUUCUACAAAUGUUCAGUAUUUAUGCGCAAAUGAGACAGAAAAAACUUCCGAGGAUUCUAUAAAUUCUGUAAGGCGGACAGCAUCAUUCACCUUUAGUCCCAAAGGAUGUUUAGAUAAAGUAAAUCAACGAUUACAAGUGCAUGAUAUCGAACCGAAGAGAAGAUUUAGUAGAUUUGCAAAAACGUUGGAUUUCAUUAAGAGUAAAAUGGACUCAUGUAGUACAUCAACACUGUAUCCAUCCAAGGAAGAAAUCAUGCAAUGGCAGGAGUCAUUCGAACGUUUACUAAAUCAUAAAUAUGGUUGUCUGUUGUUUCGGACAUUUUUAAAAGGAGAAUUCAGCGAUGAAAAUGUUGAUUUUUGGAUUGAAUGUGAAGAAUUUCGAAAGAUGAAAGAAGGAAAGAAGUCAACAAUUCAAAAAGCGCAUUCUAUAUACAAUAAAUAUAUUGCUGAACAAUCACCAAAAGAGGUUAAUUUAGACAGUGAUACACGUGCAGCAACAAAAGCAGCUCUGGAAAAUGGUGCUAAACCAAAUAUGUUUUCGUUAGCGCAAACCAGAAUUGAGCAGUUAAUGGCAAAAGAUAGUUAUAGGCGAUUUUUGAAAUCAAAAUUAUUCCUGGAUCUAUUGACAAAUGAUUCAAGUACUUCAAAUACCAAUAAAACGUUGCAGAAAGAAAAUGAACAUGAACGUCAAUCAAGGUUACCAGAAACCUCGAAAACGACCAAUUCUGCCUAUACUGCAGGAAAUUCGAGGAACUCUUAA